AUGGGCAACAUUAGCAGCAGACUUGACGAUGGCGCCCUGCUAUACCUAAAGGACCAAGCGCGCUUCUCCAUCAGUUCUAUUGUUGUCAGCAAUGGCCGACGGAAAGGUCUUUUGAGUCUUGUGCCCAACGCCUAUCCAGCAUUGCGUCUACUUGGAAAGCCAGAUGCCACAGACUACAGACCCAUUUCGUAUAUCCAGGAUCCUGAUUCCUCCGCCCUUUCUUUCCUUCCUAGGCUGGAUCUCGAAGAUGAACUUGAAAUCCACUUCACAUUUAUAACGCGACAGAACUCUGGUCCCCUCCCAGCGACUCCUUCUACGUCCACCGCAGCUGUUGACACAACAAUUUCAGGGUUGACUUUCGCCUACGCACAGAAUGCCAAAGAGCUGGAUACUCUGGUAACACGCGAGUUUCACGCCGAUCCAAAUCUGCACAAGAAUUCCAACGUCCAAUUCAUCGGCGACUUUGGGACGCAUGGGAGCCCUGCAGUAACUUACGAAUGGACUUGGCAUUGGAAACCCCCGAAGGCCCAAGAGGACAAGGGUGGAGGUUGGCGCAACUGCUGCAGUUUCCUUGAGUAUGAUUCCAGAGCGCACAGACUUAAUACCCUCGCGUCUUUUUCAUUCUGGGUCCAGAACACCACCUUCACAAUCGGAGUACCACUUGCUUCUCCGGGUCUGGAGAUACCGAUACCGCUUCAUAGGCAUAGGAUGCCGUCGUCGCAGUCAUAUCAGUCCGCAGUCAGCGACUCGGAGGGCCCUUCAGAGCCACAAAUGCCGGCUUCGCCGCAGAUGCGGCCGAAAGACUACAGCUUUAGUGCGCCAACCUCCGCUCCUUCGCUGCCUGUCAUCGACGUUCAGUGCGCGAGGCCGGGAGAAGAUGUCAGCGCAGUUGAGGAUGGUCCGGUUUUCAGAGCCACUAUGAAGGCGCUAGAGCAGAAGACGGGGACUAUGAAAGUCCAGAUCAAGAAGGUGCUGAAGAAAGCCGAAGCAGCACAACAGGCCCAGGUGGAGUGCAACCAGGCCAUGUCCGAAUUCUUAAGAGCGCUUCAAGAGGCUUCCAUGUCCAACGCAACGGCCUUCAAGCCAGCCCUCGACCAUUAUUUUCUGAACAUUGCCCAACAGAUACACAAAUAUGAAAAAGGAAACAGCACGUUAUUGCAAAAACAAAUCAUCGACCCCAUUUCAAAGCUGUAUAAUAUGGACAUCAAACAGGUCGAGGCGAAGAAGAAGGACUUUGACGACGAGAGUCGAGACUACUACGCCUAUGUAGGUCGGUAUCUCGGUCAGAGGCAGGACUCUCUGAAGGACAAGAAACGUGCAGAGAGUGAUUCCAAAUAUCAGUCAAAGAGGAAAAACUUUGAGCUCAAGCGAUUCGAUUAUUCGACCUUCAUGCAGGAUCUUCACGGCGGGCGCAAAGAACAAGAACUCCUCUCGCAGCUCACAAAAUAUGCCGACGGCCAGGCAAAAGCAUUCCUUGCUACUGCAAAGAAGGUGGAAAGCCUAACCCCGCAGUUAGACGCUCUUGUAAAGGAGGUCUCCGAGGCUGACAAAGAAUACAACUUGCAAAGGACGGAAAGAGAGGAAAAGAGAAGAAACCUCGAGAAGAACGGGCCGAUUACUGCAGAUUCCGAUCUGCAUCACCAUCCUCCAGCGCUUUCGACUCAGAUGGUGGCACAAAACGGUCACGGCGGAUAUACCUCCGACACUGACCUUAGCAGGGCCGAUAGCACCAGCUCUCAAUUCGGCCACGCGUCAAUCAAAACAUUGUCGCCUACUACCAACUCAACGUUGCCUGUAGGCACUGUCCUGUCAACAUCGCCGAGCGCAACCUCAAUAGCGCCGACGCCCAGCAAGUUCAAAGGUAUCCGUGAUCUUGAUGAAAGCUCGACAUCCACAGCCGACAAAUCUUCCGUUGGACAGUACCGGAAAGAGGGACUGUUGUGGGCAUUAAGCAAGCCUAAUUCCCAUAUCGACCCUAAAGGAGCCUGGCACAAAUUCUGGAUCGUACUUGAUCAAGGAAAACUCUCAGAGUACAGCAAUUGGAAGGACAAGUUGGAUCUGCACCGUGAGCCAAUUGACCUUCGCAUGGCUUCCGUCCGCAUUGCCCGAGAUGCAGAACGCCGCUUUUGUUUCGAGGUCAUCACACCUCAGUAUAAGCGAGUUUACCAAGCUACCACUGAAGACGAGAUGAAUAAUUGGAUCAAUGCAAUCAACAAUGCGCUGCAGAGCGCCGUGGAGGCGGGUGGGCAAGUGCCUCAGCAGAGCCGAAAGGAGCACCAUAUCGGACGUGAAUUUGGACAGAUGUUCACAGGCAAGAGCUCGUCACAAUCUGGCCCUCACGGCUAUUCGCAGAGAAGUGAUGCAGGCGGAGUGUCGCGACGCAUCACUGUCGGUGCUAGACCCACCUAUACCAGGACGAGUAGUAACAGCUACGAGGAGAAUCCGUCCAAGCUGCUCGAUUUGAUCAGGAACAACGACCAUGGAAAUCAGUUCUGUGCUGAUUGUGGCUCAGCAUCGAAGGUCGAAUGGGUAUCUCUGAACCUGGGGAUCAUUUUGUGCAUCGAAUGUGGCGGGAUUCAUCGCUCACUGGGUACCCAUGUGUCCAAGAUUCGAUCCCUGACCUUGGAUGUACACUCCUUCACUAACGAUAUUGUCGAACUUCUCAUGCUGAUCGGCAACCGAAUCAGCAAUAUGAUCUGGGAGGCACGCCUCGAUCGGUCCCUGAAGCCAGAUUCAAACGCCUCUCGCGAGCAGCGGCUGAAGUUCAUAACCGCCAAAUACGUCGAGCGGGCCUACGUCGAGCCUGUGCCUCACUACGGGUCUGCUGACGACACAUUACUGACGUCGAUUAAGAAACAUGACAUUCAGGGAGUCCUUCAGGCCAUCGCCCAACGGGCCAAUGUCAACGCCCACGACCGAUCCAGGAAUACCCAUGCGGUGUUUCUUGCUCUGACAGCUGCUGACCCAGCUCGUCCGGUAUCCUCCCACUCGAACACACCAACGGGAACCGUUAAAGCUUUCCCAAUGGCCGAGCUAUUAGUGCAGAACGGAGCUGAAGUUCCUGUCGAACCUCCAGCUAUUCCCUUGUCAGCCGCUGCGCAAUUGUACGUUGACCAGAGGACCGCGCGCGCAAUACCGAGUCAUGGUGGCCACACAGACACAUUAGGGCCUUUGCCCGUCGUACACAGGACUGUACCAUUGUCAUCUUCGUCAGACGGGUCCAACAGGUUGCAAAAGCGCGGUAGUGCUGGCGCAAGGUUUGCCGGUAAAGUGGCGAGCCUGUCGGAACGAUAG
Messenger RNA from Fonsecaea multimorphosa CBS 102226, 3294 nucleotides. RefSeq lists its product as uncharacterized. The transcript is spliced from 4 exons. Gene Ontology annotation, biological process: regulation of DNA-templated transcription; intra-Golgi vesicle-mediated transport. Lineage: Eukaryota; Fungi; Ascomycota; Eurotiomycetes; Chaetothyriales; Herpotrichiellaceae. The record is from RefSeq and is a predicted model, not a curated record. Bases 1 to 3294 code for a protein of 1097 amino acids. Gene Ontology annotation, cellular component: trans-Golgi network; endosome; cytoplasm. Gene Ontology annotation, molecular function: GTPase activator activity; protein binding; sequence-specific DNA binding.